CGCACCAUCUACCUCGGCAAAAUCCCUGAGGAAUCCACUCUCCAUGAGGUCUUGGACCUGAUCCGAACAGGCAAUUUAGAAAAUGCAAAAUUGAUUCCUGAAAAGCACUGUGCCUUCAUCACAUUUAUUGAAGCGGAUGCGGCUCAAGUAUUUCAUCGUAAGGCCUCUUUCAAAACACCAUUACGACUCAAAGGUCGAGAGCUCAAAGUUGGCUGGGGGACCCCAUCGAUAUUGAGUCCGAACAUUCAAAAGGCUGUUCAAAAUGAAGGAGCCACUCGAAAUGUAUUUAUCGGCCGAUUGGACUCAAGUUUUACAGAAGAAAUCAUCCACAAGGAUUUGUUGACCUUUGGUGCGGUAGAAGAAGUUAAGAUUGUGCGCGAGAAAAACAUUGCUUUCGCGCACUUUACUCACAUCAAUAAUGCUAUCAAGGCUGUCACCCAGUUACCACUUCAAUCACGGUACGCUGGAAAGGAAAUUAGUUAUGGCAGAGAUCGAUGUGCAAAAUUCGCGACACCUAUACAGCUUCCAACUCUCGAUGGUAUAACCACUACUGAACUAGACCAUCAGAAAUGCAUGGUACCUUUUAGUACUCUGAUUGCAGAAGGCAAACGGACAAUAUAUUUGGGAAAACUUGCACCAGAAACAACAUGUGCCGAUAUAUGCAAUUCAAUUCGUGGGGGCAUCCUAAGCAAGAUCAGAUAUUUAUCUAAAAAGUAUUCGGCAUUUGUGACGUUUGUUGAUCCCAAGGCAGCUCAAAUGUUUUACGAUACUGUUUCUAAGGGAGGUUUCAAGAUCAAAAACCAGAAACCAAAGCUCGGCUGGGGUCCAAAGGCCUUGAAUCUCCCGCUCGAAGUGAUUCAAGCGUUCCGACAAGGAGCGUGCCGCAAUGUGUAUUUGGGCGGUAUUGAAGGCAUUGCAGAUGAAGAAAAACUUCGCGCCGAUUUUUCGGAAUAUGGAGAAAUUGAGCUUAUCAACGUUGUGCCAAGUAAAAACUGUGGAUUUGUCAGCUUUACAGACGUCCUCGCGGCCGUAAAGGCUGUUAAAAAUAUCCCCCUUAAAUCCGAAUAUGCAACCGUUAAGGUUGGUUAUGGCAAAGAUCGUUGUGGCCAACCUCCCAAGGAGGCC
Molecule: messenger RNA, 1125 nt
Organism: Lobosporangium transversale
Lineage: Eukaryota; Fungi; Mortierellomycota; Mortierellomycetes; Mortierellales; Mortierellaceae
Exons: 1
Biological process (GO): mRNA splicing, via spliceosome
Cellular component (GO): cytoplasmic stress granule
Molecular function (GO): mRNA binding
Source: RefSeq, a predicted model, not a curated record